AUGCAAGCGCAGUAUCUGGAAGCGUAUAAGGAACCAUACAAGCUGAGAUCGGUUCCAAUCCCUCAGCCAUCUGAGUCGCACGAUAUUCUCAUUCGCGUGGAUGCUGCUUCGUAUUGCCAUACCGACUAUGUUCUUGCAGAAGGACAGAUGCCUGGACUGCCGAAGUCGUUCCCACAAAUUGGAUGUCAUGAGUUCGCCGGAACGGUAGUGUCGCACUUCGAAAGCCCUAGCAAAGAGGCCAGCGCAUUUGAGACCGGUGCAAGAGUUGGCGUACCAGGUCGCUCAUUCCAUGCUUGUGGUGACUGCUUCGAAUGCAGGAACGAACGCGUGGAAGAUCCAAUCGCGAUGGAUGAAGGGGGUUAUUCGGUGAACUGUAUCAGUGCGGAUAACAAUGGGCUGAGUAAAGACGGAGGGUUUGCGGAGUAUGCUGUGGUAGAUGCAAGGCAAUUGGCACCCAUACCAGACACUUUAACAGCAGUGGAGACUGCGCCGCUGAUGUGCGCUGGUGUGACUAUCUAUGGAGCGCUCAAGAGAAGUGGGCUGAAGGCAGGUGACAGAGUCGGUAUUCUAGGAGCUGGUGGUGGUCUUGGACAUCUGGGAUUACAAUACGGUGUGAAGAUGGGGUACAAAGUGCUGGGUAUCGAGGCAGCAGACGAGCCUCUAAAGCUUGCGCAACAUGUCGCUUCAAGUCUCGAUCCAGGGCCGUAUAUCGUAGAUGCCAGGAAAAGAAAAGCAGCCGACGUUGUUCAGGAGAUCGGUGGACAGGACGGCAAGAAGACUCUUGGUGAGAUGGGGCUAGACGCAGUGAUCGUGCUGCCCGAGAGCCAAGCAGCCUUUGACUACGGCAUGACGCUAUUGAAGUCACAUGGAACGUGUGUCGUCGUGUCAUUCCCUGAGAAAGGGUUUCAUGUCAACUCGCGAGACAUCGUCUUUCGUGACAUCAGGAUCAUCGGCAGCCUGGUAGGGAGCAACAAAGUGCUUCGUGAGAUGCUGGAAUUCUCUGCAGAGCAUGGUGUUCGCGCAUUGUCGACUUCGUUCCCCUUGGAAAAAUUGAACGAGCUUGUGUCUGAAUACCUCAAGGCCCAGGGUGGAAAGCUGGUAGUGGACAUGUCUCUUAAAGCGUAG
Molecule: messenger RNA, 1125 nt
Organism: Alternaria postmessia
Lineage: Eukaryota; Fungi; Ascomycota; Dothideomycetes; Pleosporales; Pleosporaceae
Exons: 1
Coding region: 1-1125 (374 amino acids)
Molecular function (GO): oxidoreductase activity
Source: RefSeq, a predicted model, not a curated record